This is a messenger RNA of Vidua macroura (Pin-tailed whydah), 1654 nucleotides long. RefSeq names its product translation initiation factor IF-2-like. The record is from RefSeq and is a predicted model, not a curated record. The transcript has 2 exons. NCBI's taxonomy places the organism in Eukaryota, Metazoa, Chordata, Aves, Passeriformes, Viduidae. Bases 1 to 537 code for a protein of 178 amino acids.
AUGCGCCGCCGGCGCGGCUCGGAGCGGAGGCACGGGGACCGCCCGUGCCGCUGCCACGGAGCCGCUGCGGGAGGGUCCGCGCCGGCUCCAACGUGCGCGGAGCCCCCGGGCGGGCGGGGAGCAGGCACGAAACGAAGUCCGUGCAGCACGCAGGGAGCGCUCGGCCGCGUGACUCCCCACGGGAGAACUUCGCGACCGCGCCCGGUGCCCGCGUCCCGCCGCGCAGGAAGGCUGCGGGGAGCUGACCGCCCGCGGCCGCCGGGGCGACCGCCGGGGCGACCUCCCGCCGCCCCGCCGGGCAGGCCUCUUCAGAUAUUGAAAGACCACAGUCAGGUCACCCUGAAACCUUCUCUUCUCCAGGCUGAACAAUCCCAGUUCUCUCAGCCUUUCCUUCAGGAGAGCUGCUCCACCCCUCUGAUCAUCUUAGUGGCUUCCUCUGGACCUGUUCCAAGAGGUCCCUGUCCCUCCUGUGCUGGGACCCCAGAGCUGGAUGCACGACUCCAGCUGGGUCUCACCAGAGCGGAGCAGAGGGGCUGAACCAGCAGGUUCCAGGUGACAAAAGCAAUGCAGAAAUAGGAACCUACCCGAGGCCCUGCCUCACAGAGUGUCAUUCUGGGCACGUCCUGUCAGGAUUAGAUGAAAUUUCAUACAAGAAUAUGCUUACUCCUUCGGAAUUCAGUUUAGGAAACAGAGCUGUCAGCUCCACUAUUCUCAGAUCACCUGCACGCAAUAAAAUUCAUGAGGCACUGCUGGUUGGAGAGCUGUGUUAUAAAAAGCCUUUCCUGCAAGACUUUUUCCCCCAAGUUUCCCAUUGAUUAGGAGUUUUGCAUGUGGAGUACUUAAAGGAACAGGCUUCAGCUGCCAGUGCCAAAAUCUCUGUUUUUAAAAGUUGUUCCACUCUCCCUCAGAUUGCUGAGUAAGGGCUGGAAGAAAAGAAUAGCAGUGAGAUAGGACAGGGACUGAGGGGAAAUUUCAACAGAGAAAGGAAAAGGAGAAGGAAGGAAGAGUAGAUAAAUCAAAAGUUGCUGAAAAGUAGAGGAAAGUGCAAAGAGCAGCCCUUACAAUGUCAGGGAAAGGAGAAUCCAACGCUUAGAUCCACUGCUUAACCAAAGGACUGGAAAAGUGCAAACAGGAAAAAGGGCAAUUGCAGAAAUUGCACAUUCCAGCAAUACAGACAACGGCGGGAGCAGUGAAACAAAAGCAACACAGACCUCAUACACACCCCUGGAAGAGCCACGGGACCAUGCUGGGAGCAUGGAUUGACCAGCAGCCGUGUCCUGCCUCACACUUGGAAAGACAGGUGGUUGUGAUGGCAGGAAACAGCACUUUCUGUUCCCUUCAGUCAGUGCUGGUGCUGACUGCAAGUCAGGGUCUGGUCAGCUACCACGAUACAAUGAGGGGAAAACAUUGCUGCAAAGCCCAGUCAUCAUUUCCACUCACUGGAGCUGCCUUCAGCAGGGAACGGACACAGCAGCCGGGGGAACUGGAGUGGAGUUCGGAUGCCAUCGUGUGACUCCCUGAAAAAUUACACAGCUGGCCUGUCUGCCUCAGCUUCCUAACACCUGCCCUCAAGUUUGUUAAAGCAUGAAAGAUGCUGCAAUAUAAGACAAAGUCUAAUUUUAAAAUAUUUUUAAAUGUCAUGUACAGUACCUGC